UUUAGUCAAAUAAAAAUGAUUUUAAAUAUUAUUUUUGUCAACAAAUAAACAAUAAAAUGAUAAAUAUUUUGAUACGAAAUAUAAUAUUUGUAUAAAAAUAAUACACAGUUUUGUCGAUAAAAUGAGUGAUAAUAUAGUGAAUAAUAAGACACCGAUAGAUGUUUUGGUGACCACUGGCGGUGGCGACCAUCUCAUCGAUUUGGAUGUCAAUGAAACCAAAGAAGAUAAGACAUAUGUCUGUUCAUCUGAGUCUUCAUUAUUGUCAUCAAUAGUCUCGAUGUCAGACUCGAUGAAUGCAAUGCAUAAUAUGCUGAGUCUGAGUGAGUCAUCACCAGUCAGUCCUACGACUAACAGCCCUACCAAUGGUACGACACCUGCGAACCCCGUCAUCAAUGGCUGCGACUCUAUACUACCAGAUGUGACAUACGUUCAAACAAAUCUGACUUCACUGUCUGCCUCAGCAAACACUUCUUAUUUAUCUAAUUCUCACGGAGAAAGUCAACCAUUACUGAGAAGAAUGGACUCAACUGACUAUUCCGUAGUCAGCAAUACUUUUCCCGAAGAUCCAGAAUUUCAAUCGGUUGUCAAAGAGGUUGAACAGGCUAUUGACAAUGGGAUACUUCCUAAACGUAUUAAACAGGGAUCCAGUGGCAGCUAUUUUGUCCGCAAUGGUGAAGAUACGAAAACUGUUGGAGUGUUUAAACCCAAAGAUGAAGAGCCGUACGGAAUGUUGAACCCAAAGUGGACCAAAUGGAUGCACAAGUUAUGCUGUCCCUGUUGUUUUGGUAGGUCAUGUCUUGUACCUAAUCAAGGAUAUCUAUCAGAAGCCGGUGCCUCACUUGUUGACCAAAAAUUACAAUUAAAUGUCGUCCCUAAGACUAAGGUGGUAAGACUUUCAUCCGAGACAUUCAAUUACUCGGCUAUCGAUCGGGCAAAGUCUGCGACCAAAAAGAAUGUAAACGAAAGGUUUCCAAAUGUUGGCAAACAUUUUAAUAGAUUAGGUUUACCACCAAAGGUGGGUUCUUUACAAACAUUUGUUGAGAGCUUCGAAGACGCAGCCGUUUGGUUAAGACGUUUUGAAGACAAUCCAUUGACUGAAGAAGUGCUCAAAGAUUUUCAGUCGCAAUUUGAGAGACUUGUAGUUCUCGAUUAUAUUAUAAGAAACACUGAUAGGGGUAAUGAUAAUUGGCUCAUCAGAUAUGAAAAGCCUACAAAACCUGUUGAAACACAACCACUCACUUCUUGGAAUCCUAAGAGAUGUCCAUUUAUUAAAAUAGCGGCCAUUGAUAAUGGAUUGGCCUUUCCUUUUAAACAUCCUGACGAAUGGAGAGCCUAUCCAUACUACUGGACAUGGCUUCCGUAUGCUAAGCAACCAUUCUCGGAUCAAACGCGAGAUUUAAUUUUACCACAACUUUCAGACAUGAAUUUUGUUCAGGAAUUAUGUGACGAACUCUACGAACUAUUUAAAUCUGAUAAAGGAUUUGACAGAAAUCUUUUUGAAAAACAAAUGUCAGUUAUGAGGGGACAGAUUUUAAAUUUGACUCAAGCCUUAAAAGAAGGUAAGUCUCCGUUACAAUUGGUUCAAAUGCCGGCCGUAGUUGUCGAGCGUUGUCGUGGAUCAACACAAAGAGGUCGAAUUCGAGCUAUGACUGAGACUUUCACUCAAAGUUUUCAACGAAAAACACCAUUUUUUUCGUGGUGUUGAAGAGCAUGUCUUCAGUGCCGGACAUUAUAAUUGUCCACUAAUUUUAAUAAUUGUUGUCUAAUAUAAAAAUACUUUAAUUCAAAUAAUGUUUGUAUAAAUUUUUUUUGUCGAAUACUAGUUUUUGAGUCAUAAACCUAUUGUUAUAAAUCAUAGUCACAUUAAUAUAAAAUUUUUAUAACCGGCUGUGAUAUCCUAAAUAUAUUC
Oppia nitens is the source of this 1909-nucleotide messenger RNA. RefSeq names its product phosphatidylinositol 4-kinase type 2-alpha-like (gene Pi4KIIalpha). Gene Ontology annotation, cellular component: endosome; trans-Golgi network; plasma membrane. The coding region runs from base 122 to 1705 and encodes 527 amino acids. Gene Ontology annotation, molecular function: 1-phosphatidylinositol 4-kinase activity. The transcript has 6 exons. The record is from RefSeq and is a predicted model, not a curated record. Gene Ontology annotation, biological process: endosome organization; Golgi organization; phosphatidylinositol phosphate biosynthetic process. Lineage: Eukaryota; Metazoa; Arthropoda; Arachnida; Sarcoptiformes; Oppiidae.